UUACCGAGCGAUGAUAUCAAAGAGAUGCUAGAGCAGAUGUCGCGAGUGAAAGUAGCAAUGGGCUGGGAGUUCGUGCUGCCAUAUGAUAUAGAGUUUGUUCAAAAGCAUCCUGAUGUUUACAAACAACAGCUGACCAUGUGGGAAGCCAAAUAUCAAGUUCUUCAAAAACAACUAAAUUUUCCAAAACAAGACAAGCUUGGAAUGGAUCUCAAAAGAAUAACCAGUGAUUCUUGUUCCAGUGCAGGAAGCAAAAGAGUUUCUAAGCCUUCCAAUUCCAAGUCGAAUCAUGUGAUGAACCACAACACCUUACAUGAAGGAUCCUCUGAGGAGCAACACUUGCCGAUGGAAAUUGACUGUAAAGAAGUCGCUAGUAAUAAUAUGAAUCCUCAACUGCCUAAGGAACCUCUCUCCACAAAUGAUACGCAUGUUCGGGACACGCUAAAAAUCUUACAGGACUUUGUUCAUGAGAAACUGCACAGAACUGUUUUAAGUUUAGCCGAUUUUAAAAGGCUGUUGCUUCUCCGACAAACUGCAAGCAGCCCAGGGGACCCUCUAUGUUCAGGAGUACCAGACACGCUACUGGAAAAAGCGAUUCUCAGCACAGGAGCCACAGAAAUAGAUUUCAAGUGGCCUACAGAAGCGCUAUCAGGCGAUAUACAGUCACGCAGACUAUUUUCUUUCAGAAGCACGGGCGACACGGCAGAUGAGUACCGCGCUCUGUUACUGGACAUGUUCAGUAAAUCCUGGGUCUUGACCAGGAGAGAAUUUAACGCUAGGGCCACGGAGCAGGUCGGGACAGUGCCUGGACGAAAGGUGUGGAUGACAAUCCAACAGGUAACUGAAUGCGAAGAAUGUGUUUGUAACUUGAAGUCUUAGUAGCUUUUAUAACCGAUAGCUACCCUAUUUCUCAACUGCGAGUCAAUUCAAUUCUUAUUACUUCUUCUGGUUGUGUUACUGGUAAACUGGUAAACCGCAAGUCAGUCAAUUCUUAAUACUUCUUCUGGUUGUGUAACGGGUAAACUUGUAAACCGUAGGUCAAUUCUUAAUACUUCUUCUGGUUGUGUUACUGGUAAACUGGCAAACCGUAAGUCAAUUCUUAUUACUUCUUCUGGUUGUGUUAGUGGUAAACUGGUGACCAUCCAAAGUAUUUUGUUCAGUGAACAGUUUGUUGAGAAAAUAUAACAAAAGUGAUCCCCAGUCGACGCAAAAUAUAAGGAGGUUCGAACCCUGACCUCCCUCUCUCUCUCUCUCUUCAAAGCCGAACUCACACUCAACUUAAACUAUUUGGCGUCCGCUUAUCCACCUCGUGAACGAAGCCUCAUGGCAUGUAGAAUUCUCGAACUUAAAAAUAGGUCCCUACUUAAAAUCAGGUGUACUCUCACUUUGAUAAUGAAGAAAUCCAAAUAGCACUGUUUUAUUGCUAUAGCUAUCGAGUUUGAAA
Messenger RNA from Stylophora pistillata, 1441 nucleotides. Its product is annotated as DNA-directed RNA polymerase III subunit RPC5. Gene Ontology annotation, biological process: tRNA transcription by RNA polymerase III. Gene Ontology annotation, cellular component: RNA polymerase III complex; nucleus. NCBI's taxonomy places the organism in Eukaryota, Metazoa, Cnidaria, Anthozoa, Scleractinia, Pocilloporidae. The record is from RefSeq and is a predicted model, not a curated record.